AUGAUAGAUACAUUCGAUGAACUGUUGCUUCCAUACCUUAAAUCUUCACCACUUACGAACGCUUUCCAGUUAAAGAGCCCUGCGAUUCAGCAAUACCUUAACUACCUUACAACACUUUCCCUUUCAGAUCUAAAAACCUCAGAGCCCCAAUGUCUCUCACAAAGUUUACACACAACUCUUAUAUCGCUUCAGGCUCUCUCAAAACGCUCGUAUAACUCCAUAAUUUACUCAGAUAAGGAACUUUCCACCUUGAGAACCCAGCUGCUCGCUCUUGCUCGAAUGACUGGAUCUCUCCGGGAUGCCCUCCCUAAACUUGAUAACGCUGCUAUUCAUUUCAGCGAGACGUAUCACUCUCGUUCAAAAAAUAUUCUUCUAGAAAGGCGACAGAAAGCCUUACUGUUAUCUCGUAAUGUCGACCGUCUUUCCUCAAUCCUCGAACUACCUUCACUCUUGUCCACGGCUGUUUCCAGUUCUAAUCAAACAUCCGCCGCCACUUUAAACUACGCUUCAGCUCUUGAUCUCAAUGCACACAUACGUCGGAUGCACACCCUUCAUCCUGACUCAGCGCUUGUCGCAAGUGUGGAAGCGCAAUCGAGACUUGCAAUGCAAGAAAUGACAUCAAAUCUUAUAAAUUCUCUCAAAUUCAACACACUCAAAUUAGCAUCUGCAAUGCGAACAAUAUCAUGGCUCAGGCGCAUUGCACCUGAGCUUAACUCCAGCCCCGAGUGUACUGAAGGAGCCCUUGGUGCGUUAUUCCUUGUUUGUCGUCUAGCGAAUCUACGACAAAUGCUUGGAGCUCUUGAACCGUUACGUGAACUUGCCGACUCAGAAAAAUUCCGGUUGAGUGAAAGUACAGAAACUAAGGGUAGACUCGGGAACGGUCAACAGACGGAGCGAUAUUUAAAACGAUACAUAGAAAUUUUCCGGGAACAGAGCUUCGCAAUAAUCUCUAUGUACCGUUCAAUAUUCUUACCUUCAUCUACAAACGAAGCGCAAAUCUCGCAAGGGCAGACGCCAACAGGGACUGAAUCUCUCCAAAUUCUUCAAUCAAUCCCAAGUGCGCUUAGUACAUUCCCAUUAACAUUAGUUAAUAUGUUAGCCGAUACCCUUCGAAAGUAUCUUCCUAAUGUGAAAGAGCGCAGCAAUCGUGAUAGUCUCCUCACCCAAGUGCUUUACUGCGCAGGUAGUCUCGGAAGAUUGGGAGGCGAUUUCAGCUUAGUAAUAUCUAUUUUAAAUCAACACCAAAGCGAAAAUAUGAAAGAAGGAAAAGGCGGAGACGCGGAAUGGGUGGAAAUCAUUAGAAAGCACCGCAUUCUUGCAGGUCGGCUUGAACUAAUGGUAGGAAGUCGCGACACAUCGGAUAAUAUUCUGGCUAAGUAG
Molecule: messenger RNA, 1380 nt
Organism: Blumeria graminis f. sp. triticale
Lineage: Eukaryota; Fungi; Ascomycota; Leotiomycetes; Helotiales; Erysiphaceae
Source: the annotation of a GenBank genome assembly